Messenger RNA from Drosophila serrata, 879 nucleotides. RefSeq names its product kxDL motif-containing protein CG10681. The record is from RefSeq and is a predicted model, not a curated record. Lineage: Eukaryota; Metazoa; Arthropoda; Insecta; Diptera; Drosophilidae. Gene Ontology annotation, cellular component: BORC complex. Gene Ontology annotation, biological process: lysosome localization.
UCUCUAACACUACUUUAAAACUUGUACCUAGAACAGCUGUUGCAAAAAUACAUUUUCUAAGCUUAAAAUAUACAAACAAAAAUUUCUUUCUGAAGAAUAAUGUUUUGGUAAUACAAAUACACGGUAUUACUAGUUAGAAACAUAAAUAAUAUUAAGCACAAGAGAUCUGUAAAAGUUAAUAAAUACACUUUCCACAAAGUAAAAGCCACCAAAGAAAGCUAAUAAUGAGUCAUAUGGGUCACAUUGCGGAUGUGCAUCAAUCCCAGGACGCCACGCCGGAUAUGGAAUCCUUUACGGGCUUUGGAAAUUCAGCAGCAGAAGCCUUUAUUCAAAGCCUGGCUGGAAUGGUGAAUCAGGGCGAUGUGGAGACCAUGAUAAGAGCACAAAAGCAAAUGUUGCAGCGCUUCGAGAAAACCAACGAGAUGCUGCUAAACUGCAAUGCCCUGUCCCAGAGUCGCCUGAAAAGUGCCAGCGAGGACUUCAAGCGACAUGUCAAAUGCCUCAACGAUAUGAAAAAAGAUCUCGACUACAUAUUCCGAAAGAUACGGGUCAUCAAGCAGAAGCUACAGCAGCAGUUCCCCGCCAUCUACGCCGAGGUGCAGCCGCAGCGCAGCAGUUUGGCUGAGGAAGCCGAAGAUGAUACGGAAGCCCAGGCCAAAAGAGCAGCAACGACAGCAGUAGCGCCUCCUGCUGCUCCAGCAGCGACGGCGGUGGCCAAGAAGACAACGCCGGCCACCAUUGAGUACGUGCAAAUGGAGGAGGCCGUGGACAAUGGCACUGUGGAGAUAGAAAACGAGCUGAUCAAGCGAGUGUGCUCCGUUGAGACGGCCAAUCCCAACGACUCCUCCGACUGCACAUCCGAGGAUACAGGCUAAACAC